Molecule: messenger RNA, 603 nt
Organism: Lottia gigantea (owl limpet)
Lineage: Eukaryota; Metazoa; Mollusca; Gastropoda; Lottiidae
Exons: 6
Coding region: 1-603 (200 amino acids)
Source: RefSeq, a predicted model, not a curated record
AUGUCAGCCCCUCUUACCUGCAUCACUGACAGGGGAAACCGGGUUGAAAAAUCCGAAGGUAUUAUCUCGACCUAUGCCGGGAUUAAACCCUGGACCUUCAGAGAAUCUUUAGAUAUUUUGAUGGAGACAUUUUAUACAGAAAUAGAGAAACUCAGAGAUCAGACUUUACAGGGUCAGACAAAGAAUGUAAACUGUAAAGCGUUACAUCAAUCUGUUAAAGCACUAUGUGCUAUCUUAGCUAAAAUAGAAACCACUGAAAUAACCAAAGCUAUCGACAGACUGAACAGUAUUAUUUCACAGUUAAACAAGCCGAACGAUCCAAUGAGUCAGUCAACAGAUAGAGAUACAGUAGACGCUAUUCAUGCUGCAAUAAGAUGUUCUGUGAUAGAAGAGUUUGAAGAAAGUGUUGAUGGUCUAGUCACCUCAGUCAAACAACUUAUUAGAAUGUAUUGUCAAACUUUUCAUACUGAUUUUAUAAUGGGAACAACAGUCGGGGUACCUAAAGUUAAAAAAACUCUCAGAAAACUCUCAGAAAACUCUCAGAAAUCGAACAAAUCUCCAACGUUCUGUGAGAAAUAUUGCUUGACAUAUAACAUUAUCUAG